Molecule: messenger RNA, 312 nt
Organism: Spodoptera exigua (beet armyworm)
Lineage: Eukaryota; Metazoa; Arthropoda; Insecta; Lepidoptera; Noctuidae
Source: the annotation of a GenBank genome assembly
AUGGACCCCGAAAGACAACCUCUGCUUUCUCAGGGCUCUGAUUUAAGAUGCAGAAGAUUUGGACCUUUAACUCAGGAUGAAGUCCAAACAGCACGCCAGGAGAUCACCUGGCGAAGAACCCGCUUCUUCCUCGUCCUCAUGUUCUGGGCGUUAAUAGCCAUGUUCCUGUCCAUCAUCACGUGUAUCUUGGUGAGGGCUCCAAGGUGCAACACUUAUGAUGCUGCAGGGAAUCUACCAGCGGUGCCACCAGUCCAUAUGACCUUUGCACCACUGAUUUAUAGAAUGAAAGAAGAUAAUGUUUAUACUUUGUAA